Molecule: messenger RNA, 4918 nt
Organism: Notolabrus celidotus (New Zealand spotty)
Lineage: Eukaryota; Metazoa; Chordata; Actinopteri; Labriformes; Labridae
Exons: 12
Coding region: 1095-3497 (800 amino acids)
Molecular function (GO): protein binding
Source: RefSeq, a predicted model, not a curated record
AGGAUGGUUGUCAACAGGUAAAUGAGCUGCCUCCCAUGUGAUCGCGUAGGUUUGUCUCUUACUUUACUUUUUUCAUAUGAUGCGGUUGCCCGGCCGUCUCGUAGGAUAGCGGUGUUUGAAGUUAGUGGGCUCCAUGGAUUUAGCGAGACAUGUUGUAUAAACUGUGUUGCAUUUCCUUGUGGCCACAUCAGCUGAUUGAUUCCGCAGCAGCGUGUUGAGAGGUACAGCAGUGCUAUUGUGUAUGUUAACACAGCAGAUCUCCAGACAAACUUUUCAGAAGUCAGUCCAGGUUUAGUCUGCGCACAGAUGAGAUCACGGCUCACGUUUGUCGUUUUAGUGAAUGGUAACGAGGGUACCAUUGUAAGUGUAGAGAGCAGGUCAGUAGCUCCUGCAAGUCUACCUGCCUGCUUCGCCAUCUUCUUUGGCAUUCCAUCUUUUAAAAGCAACUUCACAGUCUUCCUUAUUUGGGGAGGGUCACCACAUGUGCUGAUGGACUCAGGCUUAGUUCAUCAGCAGUUCUCCUGCACAAGUCUUAUUAGUUACAGUGGAAAAGACUCUGAGGAUACUGAAACAUAAAACGUGAAACCAUCAUUUUAGAAAUAUUACUUAGUUAAUUAAGUACAGAAGAAAUAACUUAUUUUAACUGGAGUAUAAAUCACUUUAUUUUAAAAGUACCUGCAAAGUCUUCCUUACUUGGGGAGGGUCACCACUAGUGCUGAUGGCCUCAGCUGCAGUUAAUCACCUGUGAAGUCACCCCCUCCCAGGUGUGCAUGCAUGCCAAUGCUAAUGCAGGAAGGUGGGCGGGACUACCAGAUAGGCAUACAAGUCAAGACCACCAGAUGUCCACAUCAACUGAUGUUCUCCUGAGACACUCCAGAGAGGCUCAUCACAGAUCAUCUGAUCACAUCUCUCCAGAGAGAAGCCUGCUGUCUGCCAUCAAGACCACAACAGCAAUUUUAAUUGCUACUCCUCAAGGGCUGAUAUUCCAAGGCAGUCCUAGGUCCAUUGGCUUGGGAAAGCUUUCACUCCUGACUGAGAUUUCUCCUGCCUUUGCUCCUGCUCUUUUAACCAGCCUUAUUUUAUACUGCUGAAGAAUGGCUCCCCAGAGGAAACCCAAUAGGUUCCAUCUGCUGUGCUCUAUUUGCAUGAAGACCAAGGCCGACCUGUUGGUGCAUCUGCGCAGGGUUUGCAUGAAGCACGGCACACCAGAAGCCAUUGAUGCAGAGGUAGUGAAGGCAAAGAUGGCUGCGCAAGAAGUCCUGGUGUCUGGCAGGGUGUUCAGCUACGUGCUCCUUCACCAGAUUGUGCAUGAUGCUGAUCCACUCAACAGGCUGAUUGGGGAGCUGCAGCGUCGGCACAUGGUGGUGACUGGUGUCCCUCCACCCCUUCCUAAUGCCACGACCAACACACCGACAGUGCAACCAGAGACUAGAGGGAGCGAGCAGUCCGACACUGUCAGCAUUGGCGAGACCUUUCAAUGCUACCGGGAUGUGCAGUGGAAGAACCAGGCCAGGAAACUCAUGGCAGAGAAGGGUCUCUACCAGAAACACUCUCUGGAUCAUCCACUGCUGAAAGACUUUGGCACGUACCUGGAGAAAGACCUGGGCAACGAGAAUUUCAAACAGGAGGUUGAAAACGUUGCACGUUUCCUCUUCUACGUGAACCCACGUCAACCAUCCCUGGAAUUUGUCAGAGACCGGGCAAAGAUCCAGCAGUACCUCCGUGAGCUCUCUGAUGCCAAACUCACCAAGCAGACCCAGCAGAAUUACCUCAAGAGCUUGAAAAGAUUCCUGGUGUACCACACCGUCAACACAAACCUGAGGCACGAGGAUGAGAAUCUUUAUGGGGACUGCAAGUACUUCAUGGACUUCAUUGGGUCUCUGCAGAAGUGCUGCUCCAAGAAAGUGAGCAAAGAGAUCGCCAAAAGGAGGCAUCGCAUGUUGACUGACAACCAACAGCUGACACCACACGACUGCUUGGCUGUGCUGAGAGCUGCCAAGAAGGACUUCUUGGAAGUCAUGACCAAGGUGACUGAUGACAAGGGUAAAACCCUGGAAUUACCUGGGUGCAUCCUUGUGGUGUACUAUCUCCAGGCGGUGGUCAUCCUGAAACACCUCCAACGACCGGGAGUGGUGGAGCACAUGACUGUCCAGGAGUGGAUUGUGAGAAAGACCGACACAAAGGGCAACGCCAUUGUCGGGGUUAAGGAGCACAAGACCGCAGCACAACAAGUUGCCACAUUUGCCCUGUCACAUGAGGAGGCGUAUUGGUUUGACAUGUACUACACACGGGUGCGGCCAAGACUCCUGAACUCCAAGAAGCGCAAAAGGUACGAGACCAAAGAAGAAGAGCGUUUCUUAAUCUCCACCACGGGGAGGCCAAUCUACAAUGCCUCCAAUGACCUGAACCGGCUGCACAAAAAAUACAAACUUCAGCCAGUGACCAGCCAGUUGGCACGCAGGAUCUUCGAGACAGCCACCAAGACUUUGACGGAAAUGGAAAAGUCUCUGGUGGCCGACUAUCUCACGCAUUCCACUGCAACAGCGGAAAAACAUUAUCGCAUGAAGCAGACGGAUGCUAUCGUGAGGGCCAGUAGGCUGCUGGCUACCCUGGCUGGUGAUUCAGGUGCUGAGUCUCCAGAAGAGGGUUCCAGUAGGGGAGUCCGUGCCUCUGCCCGAGUCCCUGCCAGCACGUCUGUCUGUGGAACAAACGUGAAGAUGGACCUCAAGGCAGCCUACAGCAGACUGCUGGCCAUACACCCGGUGAGUCUGGAAGGGGACGUGCCAAACAGGACUGUGCGCAAGGAGGUGUCGGUCACCUUUCAGCGGCAGAUGUAUGAGCGUUGGCUGAAGGCACAGAUGAGACUGCGUGUGCAGCAUGUUCUUGCAUACUUCUGCCGACGUCGUCCAACUGAGAGUCGAGUCAGGGCCUGGAUAGCGAAGCAGGGAUGGAAGAGCAACCUCCCCACUGCUGCCAACAUCAUCAGGGAGUGGAAGCCCUCAGGAUAUGAAGACAUGGUCAUGGACUCUAAACAGAUCCAGAAACUGACCAGUUCACAGAAGUGGAGAGGACUUCAUGUGAGUGACAUUGAAGGGAAGGGCAAGGGAGUCAUUGCGACUCGAAUUUUUCGUACUGGUGAGGUGGUCUGUGACUACCAUGGGCGGGUCAUCACAGCCAAACGGGGUAAGGACAUUCACAGGAACAUCAGUGAGGAGGGGACUGGAUACAUGUUCUUUUACCGGAACACAAAAGGGCAACCCAUGUGCAUCGAUGCACAUUCUGUUUUCUGUGAGUGCCACCCUGAACAAGAGACUGUUGGAAGGUUCAUCAACCAUUCCAAAUCAGCUGCCAACCUAAGGUCCAGGUUGUACACUGUGGACACAGACGGGGAGGAAAGAGACGUUAUACUUUUCCUCGCAACCAGGGACAUUGAGGCCAACGAAGAGCUCCUAUUUCACUAUGGAACAGACAGGAAGUCCUUAGCCUCCCUUGACUAAAAAUGACUUUCUGCCGGGACUCUGUAACAUCACGCACUUAAACGGUGAGUUACAACCAACGAGUCCUGGUCCACAGACAUGGGACUGUCUAAAACCAACGUCCCACCCUGUCUCCAUCUGGUCUGCGGUCAGCGGUUGUGACUCCAAAUGACUCUCUGCCAGGACUCUGUAACAUCACGCACUUUAACGGUGAGUUACAACCAACGAGUCCUGGUCCACAGACAUGGGGCAAUGCAGGAAAUCUUCCACCUUCCCCCAAAAGGCUGCAGGAGUUGAGGACUACCAAGAAACAUUAAGUAUUUAUUAAACACUUGAUAUCACAUUGAAAAAAAUAUUGAGUAAAGUACUCCUGAUCAGAAGCUACUUUAAAAUGCUUUCUUUUAUUUUUCAGAUUGAAAAUGUUGAACUCUUCCUUGGAGCAUCCACGUCAACUAUCCCUGGAAUUCUCUCCCACUCCCUUCUCUCCCCACCGUCUCUUCUUCUUUCCUUUUCUCUGUUGUCCCUUUCUAUCCCCUCAGACCUCAUACUGUCCGGUGGCUAUACUACAUAAUGCAACAAGAGCAGUAUUUCACACUCCUCUGCUGUAGAACAAAAUGUGUUCAAGCACUACAAGGCAUUCAGAGCUGCUGUACUGUCUGCCUAAGCUGCUGAACAGGACAAGGUUCAAGAAAUACAAUGACCUCCAGAGCUUGAAAAGAUUCAUAGCAUUUGGUGUUGUUGUUUCUCCAUAUCCUGUCAACACUUUAGUGGACAGUAAAUAACUGUAAAUACUCACACUUCCUUCCACAGAUUUGUGGUGUAACACACCAACCUGAGGAUGGAGGAGGAUGAGACACUGUAUGGAGACCUGAAACUUUUCAUGGUGUUUCAGCGAGUCUCAGAAAUGCUCUUUCAAGCAAGUGAGGAAAGAGAUCACCAAAAGGAGAUAAGUUCCCUGCCUUCAGGGAAAAGGUACCGGAGCCUCCAGGCCCACUCCACCAGACUUUUGAACAGCUUCUUCCACCAGGCUGUCAGGAUGCUGAACUCCACUCACUACCUCCCCCCUCUGCCCCCUGGAUUCUAACACACACACACACACACACACACACACACACACACACACACACACACACACACACACGGACUCUACCUCCGCUGCUUUUUGCACAUUAUUAUUUGCAUAUUAUCUAGAAUACUGCCUGCUCCUUAAUGUGAUUUGCACUGUUGGUUUUUUUCAUUUUUAUUGUCCAUUUUUGAACUGUCACUGCACUACCUGCACUGUGUACAUAGGAUGUUUUAUAGAACUGUAUUUUAUUAUAUUGUAUUGUUUUUUCUAUUUAAAUUUUAGAUAUUUAAAAGCUGGAAAAGAGAAACUGCAUCUCGUUUUUCCUGUAUGUCUCGUAUAUACAGUGAAAAUUGACAAUAAAAACCUUUGAAUCUUC